AUGUCCCAGGAUCUGACUGAUUCCAACAGUUCUAGCUUCCAAGUGUCUGAGUUCGUUCUGAUGGGAUUUCCAGGCAUCCACAGCUGGCAGCACUGGCUCUCCCUGCCCCUGGCUCUGCUCUAUAUCUUGGCCCUCACAGCCAACACACUUAUCAUUACUGUAAUCUACCAGGAAGUGUCACUACACCAGCCUAUGUACUAUUUCCUGGGCAUCCUGGCUAUAGUAGACAUGGGCUUGGCAACCACCAUCAUGCCUAAGAUUUUAGCCAUCUUAUGGUUCAAUGCUAAGGCCAUCAGUUUCAACGAGUGCUUUGCUCAAAUGUACGCCAUCCAUGUUUUUGUUGCCAUGGAGUCAGGUAUCUUUGUCUGCAUGGCCGUAGAUAGGUAUGUGGCGAUUUGCAGACCACUGAGGUACUCUUCAGUUGUUACUGACUCUUUUGUGGUCAAAGCAACUGUGUUUAUGGCCCUCAGAAAUUGUGUGGCUCCCUUGUCAGUACCUGUGUUGGCUGCCCAGAGAAAUUACUGUUCCAGGAAUAAAAUCGAACACUGCCUGUGCUCUAACCUAGGGGUCACUAGUCUUUCCUGUGACGACAGGAAAAUCAACAGCAUCAACCAGCUGCUCCUGGCUUGGGCAGUCAUGGGAAGUGACCUGGGUUUGAUUGUGAUUUCAUAUGCUUUGAUUCUUCGGUCUGUGUUGAAGCUGAACUCUGCAGAAGCUGCAUCUAAGGCCUUAAGUACCUGCACUUCUCACCUCAUCUUAAUCCUUUUCUUCUACACAGUCAUCAUUGUCCUGUCCAUCACUCAUAGUGCAGGAAUGAAAAUUCCUCUUAUCCCAGUUUUGCUGAAUGUGCUGCACAAUGUAAUUCCCCCUGCUCUGAACCCCAUGGUGUAUGCACUCAAGAACAAAGAGCUAAAACAAAGCUUAUACAGAGUGACUGGCCUCUGUCUUAAGAGUAACUAUGAACGAGAACGCGCUCUCUUUCUUUCUCUACAUUUACCCUUUGUAUCUCCGAUGACAACAAGUGAUAAAGUAAAUACUAUAGACCCUGGGAGAGCUGUGAUUUAA
Molecule: messenger RNA, 1065 nt
Organism: Psammomys obesus (fat sand rat)
Lineage: Eukaryota; Metazoa; Chordata; Mammalia; Rodentia; Muridae
Product: putative olfactory receptor 56B2
Exons: 1
Coding region: 1-1065 (354 amino acids)
Biological process (GO): G protein-coupled receptor signaling pathway
Cellular component (GO): membrane
Molecular function (GO): G protein-coupled receptor activity; olfactory receptor activity
Source: RefSeq, a predicted model, not a curated record